CCCCUCUCUCACACAUUUAUCAUGUCCAAGAAGUCGUCCAAGAAGUCCGGCAAGUCGUCCAAGUCGUCCAAGAAGUCGUCGAAGAAGUCCAAGUCGACCAAGUCGUCCAAGGCCUCGUCGGUCGCCCCUGGCUUCGGCUUUGGCGGCUACCCCGGCUACGGCUACGGCCAGCAGUUCGGCGGCUUCCCGCAGCAGCAGUUCGGCGGCUUCCCGCAGCAGCAGUUCGGCGGCGAGUUCUCGCAGUUCGGCGGCUUCCCGCAGCAGCAGCAGUUCGGCGGCGAGUUCUCGCAGUUCGGCGGCUUCCCGCAGCAGCAGCAGUUCGGCGGUGAGUUCUCGCAGUUCGGCGGCUUCCCGCAGCAGCAGCAGUUCGGCGGCGAGUUCUCGCAGUUCGGCGGCUUCCCGCAGCAGCAGCAGUUCGGCGGCUUCCCGCAGCAGUUCGGCGGCUUCCCGCAGCAGCAGUUUGGCGGCUACCCGGUCGCUGACGGCUCCGGCUACGAGGCGCAGCAGUUCGGCGGCUACGGCCAGCAGUUCGGCGGCUUCCCGCAGCAGCAGUUCGGCGGCUUCCCGCAGCAGCAGUUCGGCGGCUUCCCGCAGCAGCAGUUCGGCGGCUACGGCCAGUACCCCGGCUACGGCUACGGCGAGCCGGACGUGGCGCAGAACGACAAUAUCUGGCAGGCGCUCGUUGAGCAGGCGUACGAGUGGUUUGUCGAGAUGGCGACUGCCUUUGGCCUCGGACCAUCGCAUCCUGGCACAAGUGACGAGGUUGCCGGCGCAAGCGGCACCAGCGGCGAUGAUCGGCUGCCCACCAUAAGCGGCUUGCCGCUGGCGGUCGUGGUCGCGAUCAACCCAUCGCAGGCCCAACCUGGUGUGCCGGAGCUCCUCGCUGCUGCGCUCGACUUUGUUGAGGCUAACGCGCUAGACGAGGAAGGCCUGUUUCGGAUCAACGGAUACAUCAGGCAGCGGAAGCAGGCGCUCGCCGCCCUCGAUCCGCAGAUGCUUGCUGGAGCGCGGGUCCAGUUUUUGGUUGAUCCGGCAAGUGCGACCGAUAGCGGGACCGACGCUGUGGUCCGCGACGGUGAGACUGUGCUCAUCACACUGCCGUGCGUGCACACCGUUGCCUCACUAGUCAAGCACAUCAUCCGCGCGCUGCCCGAGCCGCUCAUCAACGACGACGCGGUACGAAUCCUGACCAGCGACAACGAUGGCACGGGUGCACGAUGGGAGCUGCUCGAAGCUGCAAUCCCGUUUGAGGCGUACGCGCUGCUCAAGCGGCUGGCGAGGCACCUGGCAGCGGUUGUGGCCCAUGAGGCCAGCAACCGUAUGUCGGCCUCUGCGAUCUCGAUAGUCUUUGCCGGAACGAUGGACGUCCCGCGCGAGGCUGUCAUUGGCUUGCUGCAGGAGGCUCUGUGA
Thecamonas trahens ATCC 50062 is the source of this 1410-nucleotide messenger RNA. RefSeq lists its product as uncharacterized. Lineage: Eukaryota; Apusomonadida; Apusomonadidae. The transcript has 3 exons. The coding region runs from base 22 to 1410 and encodes 462 amino acids. Gene Ontology annotation, biological process: regulation of GTPase activity; signal transduction. The record is from RefSeq and is a predicted model, not a curated record. Gene Ontology annotation, cellular component: cytoplasm.